GCCGGCCAGCCGGCGAGGGAGAAGGAGGCGCACCAGCCGUGCCAAGCUCGCAUUGACGUCAGAGCGGGCCGCACAUGACCGAGGGCACCAAUCGGGCGCGCGCCGGAGCGGCUGCUUCCCCGCAACCAUCUCUCCGGGAGUCUCUUUUCCCACCCGCGGCAGGAGGAGCGGCGGCGGCGGCGGAGGAGGGAGGAGGAGGAGGAGGCUCGGGCGGCUCCACGCGCUUCCCACCCGGCCCCCCUCUCUCGCCACACCACAGCUCACCCGCCUCCCUCCUCCCGGACACGCGUCCGCGCCCGGUUCCAACGUGCACGGAUCAUUACGCGCGAGCCGGCGAGCGUGAGCCCGAGAGAGAUCGAGAGAAAGGAAGGAAGAAAGACGACGCCGGAGCCGACUCUCUCUCUCUCUCCUCCUCCGGCUUCGCUUCCGCCGCUGGCUUUGCUCUUUCUUCCCCCAGAGUCUAGCUUUUCUGACCCCCCCCCGACCCUCCACCCUUCCUGGUUUGGAUGCCGCCUGCCUUUUGUCUCCGGCUUCCUGGACGUCGGGAUCGAUCCGGGCUCCUCGACAUGGAUUUGGGAAACUGAAGCCACGAGUUCUCGCCCACCCCCCUCUCCUCCCCACCUUGGCCGCCCCACCGAGCUGGGCUGGCCAGCCUUUGACUUCCCCGCACACACACACUCACACACACACAAAUCACAAUUAGAAACAAAAGGAGAGGCGAGUCAAAAGAAACAGCCGCCGGAGAGAGAGAGAGAAGACAAGGAGCUUGAUCUGGUUUUUUUUCCCCCUUGUUGUUGUUUAUGUAUGGAUUUUGGAAGUUUUUUAAAAAAAACAAUCUGGAUAUAUAUAUGUAUUUUUUAAAUCUAGAAAUUGCUUCCUGAUUGUGUGUCUGCGUGCGUGUAAUCUGGAUUUUGGGGGCGGUUAGGUGGUGGUGUGUCCCCCCCCUCCCCUCCGUCUCCUUCCUUCCUCCUCCUUUUAAAACAAUCCACACCCCAGGCUUUGUAUGCGCGUUGUGUAUUAUUUUUUUCCCUACCUUUUAACCAUUUCCCCAAGACGAUUUGGAGUUUUUUUGGUUGUUUUUGUUUUAAAGCAGGAAAUUAUUGGGGUGUGGUUUUUUUUUAUUAUUCCCCCCCUCCAAAAACAAAGCCAGCCAGCGAGGGGACCCACGACCCUUCCCCCUGCAGCUGGCAUGGAUUUCCAUGGCGGGGGCGGCGGCGGCGGGGGCAGCGACCCCCGGCAGCAGCAGCAGCAGCAGCAGCAGCUCGAAGAGACCAAGCCCUUGUUGGGCGACGUGUCGGCGACGGAAGGCAGUAAAAUGGGGGCCGCUUUCUGCCGGCGAGGCGUCCACUGCACCGGCAUGAGGUACAAGCUGCUCCAGGAGGGGGACAUCCAGGUGUGCGUCAUCCGCCACCCGCGGACCUUCCUCAGCAAGAUCCUCACCUCCAAAUUUUUGAGGCGGUGGGAGCCUCACCAUCUGACCCUGGCCGAGAACAGCCUCGCCUCCGCAACGCCUACCGGGUACAUGGAAAACUCAAUUUCCUACAGCUCAAUUGAAGAUGUUCAGCUGCUCUCUUGGGAGAACGCCCCUAAGUAUUGUUUACAGCUCACCAUCCCUGGGGGCACAGUCUUGCUACAGGCUGCCAACAGUUACCUGAGGGAUCAGUGGUUUCACUCAUUGCAGUGGAAGUUUUGCUAUGUGUUUGUUCUUCCCCAGAAGAAAAUCUACAAGUACAAGAAGGUGCUGAGUAAUCCCAGCCGCUUGGAGGUGGUUUUGAAGGAGAUCCGGACCUUGGUGGACAUGGCACUGACUUCUCCCCUGCAGGAUGAAUCCAUCCAUCAAGCUCCCCUCGAGAUUGUUUCCAAGUUGCUCUCAGAGAAUACCAGCUUAAGUCCUCAGGAGCACGAAAAUAUUAUCGUGGCGAUCGCUCCUUUGUUGGAAAACAACCACCCACCUCCUGAUUUGUGCGAAUUUUUUUGCAAGCACUGCAGGGAACGCCCUCGGUCCAUGGUGGUCAUAGAAGUCUUCACUCCAGUUGUACAACGAAUCCUCAAACACAACAUGGAUUUUGGAAAAUGCCCAAGGUUGAGGCUUUUUACUCAGGAGUACAUCCUGGCUUUGAAUGAAUUGAACGCUGGCAUGGAAGUGGUGAAGAAGUUCAUUCACAGCAUGCACGGCCCUACUGGACAGUGCCCUCAUCCCAGAGUCCUCCCGAAUCUCGUCGCAGUCUGUUUAGCCGCUAUUUAUUCUUGUUAUGAAGAAUUCAUCAACAGCCGAGAUAAUUCGCCAAGCCUGAAAGAAAUUCGGAACGGCUGUCAACAGCCCUGCGACCGCAAACCAAACCUGCCCCUUCGGCUCCUCCACACGAGCCCCGACCUGGUGUCCCAGGAGGCCACGCUGACCGAGUCCCGCCUCAAAUCGGUCAUCGUCACGUCGAAUGAGAUCCACGUGGAGGUGGAGCGCAACAACACGGCCAACCAGAAGAUGACGGCCAACGUCGGCAAUGACAGCGAGCCCAACCUGAUAGACUGCUUGAUGGUCAGCCCCACCUGCAGCACCAUGAGCAUCGAACUCAGCGCCCAGGCAGACCGCAUCCUGGGCUGCUACGUGGAAAUACUCAAGAUGCUGUCAGACUAUGACGACUGGAGACCCGCUCUUGCCAGCUUGCUUCAACCAAUCCCUUUCCCCAAAGAGGCUCUUGCACAUGAAAAGUUCACAAAGGAGUUGAAGUACGUCAUUCAAAGAUUUGCAGAAGAUCCAAGGCAAGAAGUCCAUUCGUGCUUGCUGAGCGUCCGGGCUGGCAAAGAUGGCUGGUUCCAGCUCUACAGUCCUGGUGGUGUGGCGUGCGAUGAUGAUGGAGAGCUGUUUGCCAGUAUGGUUCAUAUUUUAAUGGGCUCCUGUUACAAGACGAAAAAGUUCCUGCUUUCGCUGGCGGAAAAUAAACUGGGGCCCUGCAUGCUGCUAGCGUUGAGGGGCAACCAGACCAUGGUGGAGAUUCUCUGCCUGAUGCUUGAGUACAACAUCAUCGACAACAAAGACACCCAACUGCAGAUCAUCUCAACUCUGGAGAGCACCGAUGUGGGGAAGAAAAUGUACGAGCAACUCUGCGACAGGCAGAGAGAACUGAAGGAACUGCAAAGGAAGGGCGGUCCCACCAGGUUAACCUUGCCGUCAAAAUCAACGGAUGCAGACCUGGCCCGGUUGUUAAGUUCAGGCUCUUUCGGCAACCUGGAGAACCUCAGUCUGGCCUUCACCAACGUCACGAGUGCCUGCGCCGAGCAUCUCAUCAAGCUCCCUUCCCUCAAGCAGCUGAACCUGUGGUCAACUCAGUUUGGAGAUGCAGGUUUGCGGCUCCUCUCCGAACACCUCACAAUGUUGCAAGUGCUUAACUUGUGUGAAACGCCCGUCACAGAUGCUGGCCUGCUGGCACUGAGCUCCAUGAAAAGCCUGUGUAGUUUAAACAUGAACAGCACCAAACUUUCGGCAGACACCUAUGAAGAUCUCAAGGCUAAGUUGCCCAACCUGAAGGAAGUAGACGUCCGCUACACGGAGGCGUGGUGAAAUCCUUUGCGCGGCGUUUGCAGCUUGUGACGAGGAAGGAAGAAAAACAAAUCUCUCUUUUUUUGGAAACAGUUUUUAAAAAGCGGAGAAAUAAAACUUUUGGUUUCUACUUAGAGAGAACAGCAAGUUCUGAGGACUUCAAUUUUAGAAACUGUGUUUGUGAGAUAGCAGAAUGUGGCUUUGCGUUGGGGGGGGCGGGAAGAACUGAGCAUGCCCAGAACCCCUGAUUCUUUUUCGGCUUCAUACUAUGACAUUUAACAUCAUUGACAUCAAUGGGGGUGGGGGGGAAGUGGGACUGUGUCAAUCACAGGAAGAUUAGGGAAAAGUUUGGGGUGGAAUCUGUUUCAAUUUACAAUCGCUUUCUUUGUGUUAUUAGGGUUUGGUUGUUUUUUUAAUGCCAUGUGGAAAGAAAAAUAAUUACAAGAAUAUGCACCCGUUUCUCAUAGUUCUCCUUCGAUGGACUUCAGCUUUUAGGCGCUUCUUUUUCAUCUUUCCUGCGCUUAAAAACCAAGUAUGGGGGGGAAAAAUCGAGAUAAGAAAACAGAAACCCAUGUGAUUUUUUUUCACUUCUUGCUCUGUUCUUAUGCAAAGUAAUUUUUUUGUACAUACAAUUUACAUAAUGCAGCUAUUUAAGAAUAUGGUUCACAAAUAACGGGUCUGGGACCUGUCUUUUAUUUAUGAAUUGUUAAUUCUUUUACCUUUUCGUUUCGUUUGUUUCAUUUCGUUUCAUAUAGAGUCCUGUGUAAACCAGUUUGCUGUCUUACACUUUGUUGUCGUUAAUUUUUUUUUAAAACAAAACACAAUGGACAACCCUUUUUUUUUGAACUGCUGUCUUUUCGUAACACUUCUUUGCAUUACAGGCUCCGUGUCUGGCCCACCUGCCCACGGCAUACCGCGUUUUACAAAAGCCUUCAACCCCACGGGACAGAUUUAAAAUACAUACAUAAAUGGACAUAUAAAAUGCUCAGCUGCGGAAAGAUGGGACGGGAAGUUGAAGAGUAAGGACCCAAAGGCCCUUUUUGGACCAUGUCAGGGUUAGGAAAUUAGGGGUGGUAAAGAAGCCACCUUUGCUUUUACCGUCAGGUUCUUUAAAAAUAAAUAAAAUAAAGUUCUGCAAUUCAGUCUAAAACCUUAAGCUGUUCAAGCAUUUGUGUGUAGAACUGCCAAAGCGUGCCUCUUUGGUUUCUGUUUACGUCCAAGAUUUCAAGGGUGAAUUCGGCCACCCUUGACACUGCUUCCCACAGAAGAUCCGUCCCAUUCUUUCCCCGGACCUUACCUCACCCUCUGCCCCUUUUCCUUUAUACCGAUAAUUUAGCAUCUUCUUUUCAUACAGUUGAGAUCGGUUUGCUGUGAUCGGUUUCUAAGGUCCAGCUGGACGAUAUGAACCACUACCCAUUUCCUGAUCCUUCUUCUCCAUGGCUCAGAAAAAAAA
Molecule: messenger RNA, 4991 nt
Organism: Pogona vitticeps (central bearded dragon)
Lineage: Eukaryota; Metazoa; Chordata; Lepidosauria; Squamata; Agamidae
Gene: CMIP
Product: c-Maf inducing protein
Cellular component (GO): cytosol; nucleoplasm
Source: RefSeq, a predicted model, not a curated record